AACUUUACGAGGCCGCACUUGGUCGGCUCGGCCGUGCCACAGGCGACCGCUGCCGAUACGAUUCCAUCGCGAGUUCGAACGGUUCAAUUAAUCGGUGCGAUUAACGUUGUCUCUCGGACAUCAAGUGUGCCGGAUUAACGGAGGGUGGUGGUGUCCUUUUCUGUUGGUCGCAGAUUUAGUGCGGCGCCGCGGCGUGUGGCGUCGCCUGGCGGGGGGUGCGCCGUCGCUCGUAAACCAUCGGUCGGCACAUUCAAGUGACGCGCGGCUCGGCGACUACGCGUUGCGUAACUUAGCGCGCCAUAAACAACACGACGUGCUCAGCACCGCACCUGACUGACAUCUACUGGGCCACGUGCGCUCAGCACAUUACGUAUUUCGCUCAUGCCACAUCUAAAACGUUGACACGUGACGCCGAGUGAAACUCCACAAACUCUUUUUUCGUUAGAACUGUGAGUUUUGUGAAGAAGUUUGUAGCGAGCGGGAUGGCGCGUGGCCGUUCGCCGUCGGCGAGCCGCGGCCGCCCGGCUUAAGAUUGGCCGAGAAUCAGAUGAGGAGACACCGUCCGUCAACAACGCGUAAAUCAACAGUGAGUUCAGCAAACGUCAUUUAGUGAAUGGAUUCGGAAGUGUUUGUGUUGUGACUGAAUUGUGAUAACGUAGUGUCGGCCCUUGGGGCCGAAAAUCUGCGACGGAAAAUACGGACGUGAGCCGCGCGGGCUGCGGGCCCGCGAUGAGCGCCAACAAUUGCGACAGUAUGACAUAUUUUUCUAACGCUUACAUGCCGGACAUGAGGAACGGAGGCGGUCACGAACAUCAACAGGCGCACGCGCAUUACGGCGCGGUGCCACAACAAGGGCACGAAAUGGAUGGCUGCGAUCAGCAGCUCAGGCCGGCACAGCAUCACUACCCGGCGCAACCUGCGCCUGGAAUGCCCUACCCCAGGUUUCCACCCUACGACAGGCUAGGGUAUUAUCAACAAAUGGAACAAAACGGAUACCGGCCGGACAGCCCUUCUCAAAUGGGGCAUAUGGGUCCUAAAACGGACGGAUAUGGACCUAACGGACACCAACCGGCAACUCCCGCAGUUUACACGUCGUGUAAGCUUCAAGCUGCAGCCGCGACAGGAGGAGCAGUCCCCGGCAGCCCACCCUUAGAACAAGCACAACAAAUGCCCCAUCAUAUGCACCCCCAACAGCAUAUGGUCCAGCACGGAGUACCUCCACACCAACAGCAUCUCAUGUACCCUGUGGACGACAUGCAACAUCAGACGCAGAUGCCCCCUAUGCAUCAACAAUCGAUGCAUGCACAGCAACCUCCUCCGCAGCAGCCCCCGCCUAAUACGAACGCAUCGCUGCCCAGUCCGCUAUACCCAUGGAUGCGAAGUCAAUUUGAGAGGAAGCGGGGUCGACAAACCUACACCCGGUACCAAACCCUGGAGCUGGAGAAGGAGUUCCACUUCAACCGGUACCUGACGCGGAGGAGACGGAUCGAGAUCGCCCACGCGCUCUGCCUCACCGAGAGACAGAUCAAGAUCUGGUUCCAGAACAGACGCAUGAAGUGGAAGAAGGAGAAUAAGACCAAAGGCGAGCCCGGUUCUGGUGACGAGCCGGAUAACAUGAGUCCGCCCACCUCGCCACAGUAAACCUUAGCUUAGUCGGUGCGGUCCAAGUGAACGGUCAAAUUGUUUCAGAUUCGAUGCAGCGAUGCACUGACUUGCAUUGUUUCCCAGCAUUUUGUUUCGUCUUACGUCGAAUUUUACGUUCGAACGCUUUGAUUAAUAUCUGAAACGUUCGGUCCGAAGGCCGAAGUUACUAGAACAGUUUAAUUUGUAUAAAUUGUAUGUUGGACUUUUCAUAAUAAUUAUUACAUUAUUAUAAACUAAUACGUAAACUAGUGAUUUCGAAUAAAGAGUAAUGAUAGUGUGACGAAGAGAUUUUUACGGUUGUUAAGUAUAAAUUAAUUUAUAGAGCAAUCUCAAUACCAAUAAUUACCAAAAACGCAGUGUUUAAUUAUUAUUACCCUAGUGAACUGCAAUGACUCUUUAUGUGAUUCAAUAGCGACUUUUUAUAUUUUAUCAAGAACACGAAUUUUUAUAAUUUUUCUUCUUUGAAUUUCUCCAUAAUAUAUUUUUUCUUUGUUUAUUUUAACACGUGACGUGGUAUUUAGUUUUGACUAGGAAAUUAAUUUGAUUCUAUUACUAUCCGCAGCAGUCGUAUUGUUAAUUAAGAAUUGAACUAGUGUUUUCUUAUAAACAACCACGCCACAACUUAACGAAGCUUUUAAAUUAUAUUUUCUAUCUCAAAACCAUAAUGACCUCUUAUAUUUAACCAUUGAUAAGAAGGCAAUUAGUAUCCAUAUUGUUAUAAUUUAAUAUAUUUGAUGUUUUAUUUCUAAUUAAGAUUCGAAAUACUAUUCUGUAAAUACACGAUAAUUUUAGAAUUCGUAAUGUACAAUUGUUUUAGUGUGAAUAAUAUUUCUGAGAUUAAUUUGUGGGAUGAGAGUUUAUUUUGUGAAUUUUUCUCUUGGAAUUUUCCUUUUGAAAUUCGGAUCUACGAGUUACUUGUAGCGUGGAUAGGCCAGUUAUACAAGUGCAAUGUAUACGAUUUUUGAUGACACAUAUACGUAAUUAAUUACUGAUAAUAAGCGUAAUAAGGAAUCUAUUAUAAUUGUAAAAUGUUACGAGAAGCUUAAAUAUAGUAAAAAAAAUUUGGCGCAAACAAAAUUUAAUAUUAUUUAGUAUCUCUGGAGAUAUAUCUCUGUCAACGGGGAAAUAAUCCUAUUUUGAAAAAAUGAAAUAUUUUUGAAGUACCCGAAUGAAGUAACCGAAAUUUUGAUCGCUAGUAAGAAAGAGUUACCCUUGCUGUUAGAAAUAUACAGAGCUAGUGUUGUAUGUUUAAUUUCCUUUCUGCGAAUGUAGGUACGGCGACACAGUAUACCAAAGUUAUAGAGAUAAACUGCUAUUCACUGUUUUUUUUUUUUUGUAUAAAAUUAAACUUUAAAUAGUAACUUCAAGUGUCGAAUAUUCGAUCAAUAAUGCUUAUAUAAAAAGGUAUUUUUAUAAAAUCAUUACAUAAGAAAUUACCCGAUAUACGUAAUAAUAUCGAAACGAUAAUAGUAUUUGUAUUUACUCGUAACUUUAUAAUUUAAAAAACAACUUCAGAGGUGUCAAGGGACACCCGGAUGGAACGAAGUUCCUUUCGAUUAAUUAGUGAAGGAAUUGUAAUUUUUUUUGUAAGUUAUAAUAAUAAAUUACGGCAUUAUGAAGAAGAAAAAACAAUACUAUGAACUAAAUCACUAUUGUUGAAACGCUAUUUCGAGAAACUGUACUCACUACGCGGACCAAUCGGAUACGAGCAAUGUCACGCGAUAAGCGCCUACACGUUGAUUGGUCAGAAUGACGGAUCUAAAAAGUGUCGUGACAACUUUUCGUAAGAAUUUUUUCCGUCUAGCCCCCUUUCACAAAGCGCGAUAAGGGACUUCGUUCCAAAAAUAUUAUGAGAUCGGAAUGGAAUUCGAAGGAAUUAAUUUGUCAGGAUUCAAGUUAUACGUUUUUUUUGUCGUAACACUGUAAACUAUUUGUAAAUUAUUAUUCUUAUUAUUAUAAUUUUCUAUAUAGAUUUAUGAUUAGUGAACAUAGAAUGCAAUGAGCCGGUUUCGUUUAAUGAGUAGAUUUUUUUAUUAUUUUAUUAUAUUUUGUGCUGUGUUCGUUAAGUAAAAUGUAAAUUGUAAUAAUUGUAUUAUAUUGACCACAUAUUCAAUAUUUAUUUAUUGAUUGCUUUAUUGUUUCGCUUAUUUUGAUGAAUUGGUUCGAUCACUAUCCACUGUCUGGCUGGAAUUACUUUUUUUUUUUAAUUUUGCUCAAAUACGUCCGUUUGCGUUGUAAAGUUUCUAGCAAUAAGUUAAUAUGUUUAUUUCAGAUUGUUUAUUUAUUUAAAACAAAUGAAUCACCCGGUUCUAAUUUCGGGAGCUCGCAAUAUUUAGGUAUUCCUCGCCAGAUAGGAUCUUUAAGCUUGAAAUUAAUUUGUAAAAGUUUAGUAAAAUUUAGAUCUUAAAUGCGAAUAUGAAAUUAAGUUACAGUUUUAAGAUUACACUGGAAGCUGUCCUGAAGCUUUCGAAAGCUCGGUCAGUCAAGUGAAAUGUCGGGAACUUUAUUUGAGACGAUUUUAUUUACUACUUACUGUGUCCUAUCGAUUCAAAAUUUAUAAAAUAUUACUAUAAUUAGUAAUUCGGUAAGGUUAGAAGAGACGAUAUUGUCAUAAAUAUAUGAAUACAUGAAAUUAAUAAAGCAUAAUGAUUGUAA
Molecule: messenger RNA, 4299 nt
Organism: Bombyx mori (domestic silkworm)
Lineage: Eukaryota; Metazoa; Arthropoda; Insecta; Lepidoptera; Bombycidae
Product: antennapedia homologue protein
Exons: 3
Coding region: 730-1641 (303 amino acids)
Biological process (GO): anterior/posterior pattern specification; negative regulation of transcription by RNA polymerase II
Cellular component (GO): nucleus
Molecular function (GO): DNA-binding transcription factor activity, RNA polymerase II-specific; RNA polymerase II cis-regulatory region sequence-specific DNA binding
Source: RefSeq, a predicted model, not a curated record